UGAGAGUGCAGUGUCAUUAAGACAGCUUGACAGCAGUGUGAAGAUGGCGGCGUACAGUCGCUCUCAGCUGCUCCUGCUGCUGUUGUCGUCCGUGUGUCUCUGCGGCUUCGGCUCCAUGGUCGGCUCGAAGGCAGCCAGCGGCCCGGCCGAGCCUCCCAACCCGCCCCUCCUCAGAGCCGCCGAUCCCCCGGUGAAGGAUGCACCUGCCGCCGCUGCUGCUGCUGCCGCCGCUGGGGCCUCUCAGCCUCGAAGGGCGACCGGCUGGAAACUGUCGGAGGAGGAGGCCUGCCGAGAGGACCUGACCCGCCUCUGCCCUAAACACACCUGGACAAACAACCUGGCCGUGCUGGAGUGUCUGCAGGACCGCAGAGAGGAAACUGAGAUCGCUCCUGACUGUAACCAUCUCCUGUGGAAUUAUAAACUCAAUCUGACCAUGGAUCCAAAGUUUGAGUCAGUGGCCUCGGAGGUCUGCAAGAGCACCAUCUCUGAGAUAAAGGAGUGUAAUGAAGAGGAAAGAGGGAGGGGCUACCUGGUGUCCUGUCUGGUGGAUCAUCGUGGGAACAUCAGCGAGUACCAGUGUCACCAGUACAUCACGAAGAUGACCAGCAUCGUCUUCAGCGACUUCAGACUGAUCUGUGGCUUCAUGGACAAAUGUAAAGAUGACAUCAACAACAUGCACUGCGGCAGCAUCAACGUGGGACAGAAGGACGUCCACUCUCAGGGCGAGGUGAUCUCAUGUCUGGAGAAGGCGCUGGUGAGGGAGGUGGAGCAGAAAGAUCAAGUUCACCCAAUCAAAGAGGAGUGUCAGAGGGCGAUCCUGGCGGGUGCCGAGCUGUCGUCAGACGACUUUCACCUCGACCGCCAUCUUUACUUCUCAUGCCGAGACGACCGCGAGAGGUUCUGUCAGAACACUCAGGCAGGAGAAGGAAAAGUGUACAAGUGUCUGUUCAAUCACAAGUUUGAAGAAGCGAUGUCAGAAAAGUGCCGUGACGCUCUCACCACCCCGUCAGAAGCUGAUCUCUCAGACUACAGAGUCAGUUACUCUCUGGCUACAGCCUGCAAGCUGGACCUGAGGAAGCAGCGCUGCAGCUUAGACAACAACCUGCCGCGAGCCCGAGAAGCCCGACUGUCCUACCUGCUGCUCUGUCUGGAGGCCGCUGUGCACCGGGGUCGUACAGUCAGCGGGGAGUGUCAGGGCGAGAUGCUGGACUACAGGCGGAUGCUGAUGGAGGAUUUCUCUCUCAGUCCUGAGAUCGUGCUGCACUGUCGGACCGAGAUCGAGGCUCACUGCUCCGGUCUGCACCGCAAAGGACGCACGCUGCACUGCCUGAUGAGGAUCGGACGAAGCGACCGCAGCACCACUGUGGACAGCGUCUGCCAGAGCGCUCUUCAGACUUUGAUCCAGUCUGCAGAUCCUGGAGCAGACUACCGCAUUGACCGAGCGCUCAAUGAGGCCUGUGAGUCCGUCAUCCAGACCGCCUGCAAACACAUACGCAACGGAGACCCCAUGAUCCUGUCGUGCCUGAUGGAGCACCUGUACACAGAGAAGAUGGUGGAGGACUGUGAGCACAGACUGUUGGAGCUGCAGUAUUUCAUAUCCAGAGACUGGAAACUGGACCCCAUCCUGUAUAAGAAGUGUCAGGGCGACGCGGCUCGACUCUGUCACACUCACGGCUGGAACGAGACCAGCGAGCUGAUGCCGCCGGGCGCCGUCUUCUCCUGCCUGUACCGCCACGCCUACCGCACGGAGGAGCAGGGACGAAGGUUAUCUCGGGACUGUAAGGUCGAGGUUCAGAGGAUUCUCCACCAGAGAGCGCUGGAUGUGAAGUUGGACCCUGAGCUGCAGAAACGCUGCAUGACUGACCUCGGGAAGUGGUGCAGCGAGAAGACCGACCCUGGUCAGGAGCUGGAGUGUCUGCAGGAUCAUCUGGAGGACCUGGUUUCCGCCUGCAGGGAAGUUGUGGGCAACCUGACGGAGCUGGAGUCAGAGGACAUCCAGAUCGACGCUCUGCUCAUCAGAGCCUGUGAACCUGUCACACAGGCCCACUGUCACGACGUAGCUGAUAACCAGAUCGACACAGGAGAUCUCAUGGAGUGUUUGGUGCAGAACAAACAUCAGAAGGAGAUGAACGAGAAGUGUGCAGUCGGCGUCACUCACUUCCAGCUGAUCCAAAUGAAGGAUUUCCGCUUCUCCUACAAGUUCAAGAUGGCCUGUAAGGAGGACGUUCUGCGCUUGUGUCCAAACAUCAAGAAGAAGGUGGAUGUCGUGAUCUGUCUGAGCACCACGGUGAAGAACGACACGCUGCAGGAGGCCAAAGAGCAGCGGGUCUCACUCAAGUGUCGAAAACAGCUGCGGGUGGAGGAGCUGGAGAUGUCAGAGGAUAUCCGUCUGGAACCGGAGCUGUACGAACCCUGUAAGUCCGACAUCAGCCGCCUCUGUCCCAACGUGGCGUACGGAAACGCUCAGGUGAUCGAGUGUCUGAAGGAGCAGAAGAAGCAGCUGAGUCAACGCUGCCAUCAGAGGAUCUUCAGGCUGCAGGAGGUGGAGAUGACCGACCCUGAGCUUGACUACCAGCUGAUGAGAGUCUGCAAGCAGAUGAUCAAGCGUUUCUGCACUGAAGCAGACACCCGAAACGUCCUUCAGUGUCUGAAGCAGAACAAGAACAGCGAGCUGAUGGAUCCAAAGUGUAAACAAAUGAUCACUAAGAGACAGAUCACACAGAACACAGACUACAGGCUGAACCCGGUGUUGAGGAAAGCCUGUCGAGCCGACAUCCCAAAGUUCUGCCAGUCGAUCCUGAACAAAGCGACUGACGACAGCGAGCUGGAGGGUCAGGUCAUCGCCUGCCUCAAACUCAAAUACGCCGACCAGAGGUUGUCUCCAGACUGUGAAGACCAGAUCAGAGUGAUCCUGCAGGAGGCCGCGCUCGACUACAGACUGGACCCACAGCUGCAGAGACACUGCACAGAUGAGAUCUCCAGGUUGUGUGCGGAGGAGGCGGCGGCUCAGGAGCAGACGGGUCAGGUGGAGGAGUGUCUGAAAGUCAACUUGCUGAAAAUCAAACAGGAGUCUUGUAAAAAGGAGGUCCUGAACAUGCUGAAGGAGAGUAAAGCCGACAUCUUCGUGGACCCAGUCCUCCACACAGCCUGCGCUCUGGACCUCAAACACCACUGUGCCGCCAUCACACCCGGCAGAGGACGACAGAUGUCGUGUCUGAUGGAGGCGCUACAGGACAAGAGGGUCCGUCUGCAACCCGAGUGUAAGAAGAGACUCCAAGACCGGAUCGACAUGUGGAGCUACGCUGCAAAGGUGGCGCCAGCAGAGGGCUUCUCAGACCUCGCCGUGCAGGUGAUGACAUCACCCUCCAAGAACUACAUCCUCCUCAUGAUCACACUGAGCGUGUGCAUCCUCUUCCUGGUGGGGCUGCUGUGCGGCCGGAUCACAAAGCGAGUGACCAGAGAAUUAAAGGACCGGUAGAGGAUGGGCCCUCGAAAGAGACUGACCCCUCCUUACCUUCCUCCUCUUCUUCCCCCUCCUCCUCCUCCUCCUCCUCCUCCUCCUCCUCCUCCUCCUCCUCCUCCUCCUCCUCUCAGAUGCCCAGUCUGUAACCAGCCAACCUGCACAGUGCCAACGCCAGCGCCCACAUCUGGAACUCUUCUGUUUACUGGCUGCCGCUGAAUAUUUGCAUCCGAUGCAAAACGCCCCAAAAUCCCACGAACACUCCGACCUUUGAGGGAGCUCUGACUUUCUGAUUGGAGCAUUUUUUUCUUGAUUAUCCCCUCCCCCCCCCAAAAAAAAUCUGCUUCUGCUGAUGACUUGGUUCGGGGUCGGAUGUGAGGACGUCCGGCAUCUCUUGAGUUUCUAAAUAUGCGCUGUCGAUGAUGUGACUGAGGGCUGCUGCUUCUGAGGUUAGGAUUGCUUUCCCCUCGUUGACCCCGAUGCUUUUUGUGAUAUUUAAAGGAGACUGGAGCAUGAAGAGAGCAGCUUUUCAAAAGUGACUGUGGCUGCCUGAGUUGCACAAAGAGCAAAAUUAAGUCUUGAGAACUUUCAGUUGAUUUCUGUGGUGUAACCAAUGUUUUUCUAUAUUUUCUCAUCUUCUUCACUCGUGUUCUGGAGUUACAUCCAAACCGCCAAGUACGGAUCUCUGCGUUCGGUCCAGGUCCUCAAGUUCUGGAUUGUAAAGAUGUUUCAGAUACUUUCACCGUGUCCUGUCGCCCUCAGCCCGUUCUCUGUUGCCUUUAAUGAAAUGACAUAACACACGUCACAUAAUGUGCACACAGAAGCUUCAUUUUAUAACUAAACAACCUGCAAGUCUGGGUUUAGUCUCUGUGACUGUGUCAGUUAUUUUUGAUAUGGAUAAAGCAUUUCAACCUGAGACUAACAGCUGGUUCUCUCUGCAUAGACGGUUCAAGUUUGAUUUUAUUUAUGGAUGAAGGCAUCAAAGAGCUCAGAUCACCGUAUUUAACCUGCACUCAGCUGAAACAUCAUCGAACAGCUUCACCUGAGGCUGAAAUCUUUAGUUUGGUUUGACCUGAUUUUAAAGCUCAGAAAGUCCUGCACGAGUCCAAACUACAGAUGAACUACAAAAACAAGUCACAUGACUGAAGAGGUUCAUUAUCGGUUUCAUUUUCAAAAACAGUGUCCUAAAACGAUCAGUGGGUAAUAAGUCUAGCAAAGCAUAAAAAAGCAGCUAGCCUGGCUUCGUCCAAAGCAUCGACUCUGUAUAAAGAUGGACGACACGUCUUCACCUCCUGUUGUAAAAAAGUGAAGCUGUCACGGGCGCUGAAAUCUUACACAUUAGGAACCAGGGCCGGUGCAGUGGAGAUCAGCUGGUGGAGCAGCAGAAUCGACUCCCCGCUCUUGCUGUCGAUCAAAACUAACGUUCAACUUACCGAUAAUACGAAGAAGGUCCCUCCCUCAGUGCUCUUGAUAUUUCCUCUCACUGCUCCUCCUCCAGUCUGCCAACACAGCUCUGCAGUAGGGAUGGGCGACGAUAUUCGAAUAUUCGUUCACUUUGUAAAAAUCGAAGAGUUACUUUGAAUAUUUUCUCAUCUUAACAGUAAAAUUUUUCCUUGUUUUCACCGGUGUCUGGUUGUUAUACUGUAUUCCCGCCAGACAGUGGCUGCAGGGCGUCUUAGAGCUGCUUGAUUUCUGCAUUAAAUAACAGAAGAAGAAGAAUGCUAACUGCAUUAAAUAGCAAAAGAAGUAGAAAACAUUAGCAACAGUUGCAGCGAUUUUCUGCGUUUCUGAAUGUCACACUACUACACACGUAUUUCCAGAGACUGAGCAUGACUGUAAAAUGUAAAACGCCAAUGAUUAUCAAAAAGUAUUUCAGCUUGAAAUGCCCAUCCCUACUCUGCAGGAGCAAUGUUUACUAACAAAGCUAUCAACCUUGUUUAUGCUUUAAAUAAGUAAUUAACACUAAACUUCUCAACAAAAUGAACACUUUGGAGAAUAUCUGCAUUUUAGAGUCGACUGGUGUAGAUAAGAGUGCCUCAGUUAACAUGGAGGAGGCAGGCUUUAUGACUCUUUAUGACUCAGCCAGUAAAGGGAGCCUUAAAAGUUUGGCUUCACUUUGGGGGGAGCUGUCGUGUCGUCCAUGUUUUCAUACAGUCUUUUAAAAAAGGAGCACCCAGCAUCCUCCUCCACACAGAUACACAAUAAAAGUUUCUGUUCUCUCAAUUUUCUUCUCAAACUUUGGACUGAGCCAGGCGAGCUGCGUCCCUCUGCUACACUGACACCAGCUCUUCUGACUCACUGUGUACAGCCUGCUCAUCACCCAGCAGCUUGUUUGCUUCCUCCACGUGGCCAAAACAAACAAAACAACACACACUAACAGCAAUGAGAGCAGCUUUAAGUGACUGUAAUUAUUUAUGUAUUAAAUCAAUGUUGCUUAUGAAUGAUUGAGAAUCUGAAGCAGAUAACUUUGAUUUAUUUCUACAUAUGACACGAGCCCAAGUCUCAAACUGACUGAUGAUUAUAAGGAUGCAUAAUCCCUCAAUAUUUGACAUUUGAAAUACAUGCAUAUCUUUGUGUUGAAGGCGGGUGACUGGUAACUGUAACUAAAGAAAGGAAGCAUUAUUUUGUAUUUAUUUUUUGUAUCUAGUUGAUGCAUAUUUAAUUUUGCACUUUAACUUGGUGUACGUCUGAUCUGCUGUGCAUUGAGCUUCUUAUUGUUUGCAAACUCCAGCUGAUGUGAACAUCAGCCUCAUUCAUCUCAUGUAUUCGCUGCUUUUGGUUGUAUGAUUUUGAAAUCACACGUAUACGGAGUGUGCAGCAUGUACACGAUUAUAUCUGCUCAUUUACAAAAAGUUAACAAAGCUGAAGUUACAAAUCAACUUUUAAGGGUUUUGUGCUUGAAAUGUGUCGUCUGCUACUUGAGCGCGGAGUCAGAGCAUCAUGGGUGAGCUCGCAGCUUUGAGUUCUUCUGUUUGUUCUUCUUGUGUCUGCUGACGUCAGAGCCAGAACACAGGAAAUGAACAGAGCUAUCAUAACCAGUUUGGUACGUCGAGUCUCUACGUGUACAAACUUUAUCAGUGUGCAGUUUCUCUUCUGUUCAGAUCAUGCCAUGUAAUAUGAAGACGUAACAGAUUUAUCAUCAUGAGAUUUGAUUUUGCUGUACAGAUAAAAUUUGUCAAUUUAAUAAAACUGUCUGCAGAUUUUCAUA
Messenger RNA from Notolabrus celidotus (New Zealand spotty), 6668 nucleotides. Its product is annotated as Golgi apparatus protein 1-like. Lineage: Eukaryota; Metazoa; Chordata; Actinopteri; Labriformes; Labridae. Gene Ontology annotation, molecular function: fibroblast growth factor binding. Gene Ontology annotation, cellular component: Golgi membrane. The record is from RefSeq and is a predicted model, not a curated record.